Molecule: messenger RNA, 2871 nt
Organism: Capsicum annuum
Lineage: Eukaryota; Viridiplantae; Streptophyta; Magnoliopsida; Solanales; Solanaceae
Exons: 3
Coding region: 122-2707 (861 amino acids)
Source: RefSeq, a predicted model, not a curated record
AAAGAGCGGUGAAAAAAGCACCCAAAGAAAAAGAAAAAGGAACCGUAGUAAAAACGCAAAGUUCAACUACAUAUAUAUCCAAUCCCCUGUAAGCAAGCCAAAUUACACACACACAACAACAAUGAGGACAAGUUCAACUGAGGAGAUAGAUUAUGAUGAAACCAAAGCUGAUGACUACAGCAACAAUAUCGAUAAUUCAUGGAGCUCAUCAACCAACUGGACUAUCUCUCAUGGCACUCUAGAACAUUCUAUAACCUUCGAGUCCUCCGAUUCACCGAUCGAUUCUGAAUCUACGCAGAUAUCUCCGCCGCUUAUCCUUCACCAACCUUCAACGGAUUCCGCAAGUCCUUGCGAAAUCAAGUUAUGCUUUAUGCAAAAGCAUGAAAUCAGGCAGGUCUAUGUUCGGAGUACUGCUCGUGUUUAUGAGAUAUACUAUGCACAUACUCCGCAGAGCGACAAUGAGUAUCUAUGUACCGUCCGCUGUAGCAUAGCUGAAAGAGAUGGAGAAUUUCUCCAAGCUAAUGGGAUUGAAGUAGUUACCCCGCAAUAUUUGAAGGAUAAUGUAGGAAAAACAACUGAAGGUAGAGUCACAGGUGAAGCCAAACUUUGUGCCAGUGAAGAUGAUUGGGUUGCGAUUAAGGUUCCCGAAGGUAACAGGGUAAACUGCCUGCAAAAGCACACAACAGGGGAUGAACACAGAAGUAUUGAGGAAUUAUACGAGGCCACAGCACAAAUUGAUGAUGCGGAUCCCUGCAUGUCACUUACAAUUCGUUUUUUAUCACUUCAGAAUAAAAGUUCUGUAUGCAUUGAUGAAAUUUACAUAUUUGGUGACCCUAUUAACUCUGAUGAGGUGGAGGCCCCAGCAGUUCCUAUGCAAAACCAAGCUAGUUCUUUCAUGGCCAUGCUUGUUCCCACGCUUCUGCAACUAUCUAAAUCUGGCAUCAGCCAGAAGAAGCAGGACAAAGAUGUUUUUGAUAGUCAAAGAAAGGAAGAUGAAGUGGGAAUGGCACUGAGGACUUCUGAUUUUGCUGAUGCCAAGAAAAAAAAUGUAAAAGAGAAGAGUGUGAAUGCUGAACAUAUAGUGCAGUUGAAUGUUACUGACAAACCUGUAGCAGAACCCACUCAUUUGCACCCUCCAGCCCACCAGAACUUAAGUAGAGAGAACCACAAUAUCUCCACCACGAGUAAUGAUGCAUCAGAAGGCCGAAUUGUAGGAGCCAUUGAACAACUUCUUGACCGGGUGAGCAGAAUUGAAAAUAUUUGCUUGAGAUUUGAAGAAAAGAUGGUUAGUCCAAUGAAUAGCAUGGAGAUGAGACUUCAACAACUGGAGCAGCAAGUAGAAAUUCUAGCUAAAAACUCCCAAUAUUCUGUAGUGUCCGGCACAAGAAUAACAGCACCUUCAUUUACCUACAGUGAGUCGAAUUCUAGCUCUUUGUAUAAUGAUGGAAGUGAAUAUCGAUCUUGUGGGGCAUCAGAACUGGAGAAGAAGGAUCUCCCUUGCAAUAAGUUGUCUGAGCCGUCUGAUGACAUGCCUGUUUCUUCAAAUCCAUCACAUGCUCUUCCAAAUCUUGUGAUUUCUGCCCCCGAGUUUUCAUGUGGAGAGGAUGAAGAAGAAAAUGAUAUUGUUGAAUCUGCAAAGGUUUCUUCUCAAGAGAUGCAGAAGCAAGUUUUAUCUAUUGACGAUGCUUUAGCUGCAGCACUUUCUGGAUUUCUGUCCACUUCCCAUGUUCUUCCACCAGAUGACGGGACUUCGGAAGUUAUUGCUUCUGGAUCUACUACUAGUGAGGGAGCAAAUGAGAAGAAUGAGUUUUCACAACCUGCCCAAAGUGCUUCAGUUAUUGCUCGUGACUGUACUUUAGAGGGAAAUGAUAAUGUCAGACCUUCAAAGUAUACCCAAAUUCUUGCAGUUGCAGCUCCGGACUUUACUGAGGAGGAUGAUGAAUUUGAGAAUGGAAAUGUCAUCAUUGCUUCUUCUGCAACAGCUCCUGAACUUGCAAGUGAAGUAAAUGCAAGUAAUGAAAUAGCUUCUCCAAGCACCGGAGGUCAGGACUCCGGAGGUUUCGUAGAUCUUAACAAGAGCGAGAUCAUGGAUAAUGCAAGUUCAACUGUUGCUUCUGAGCCAUAUGCAGAGCAAGAAAAAUUUCUCCAUGACAAUGUGCACCUUAAAGAAACUUCUGGAGUAAUUGGUCCAAAAGAUCAUCUUUAUGCACAAGAAAGUAUCUGCAGAUCGCAGGAUGAUCCAACUGCUUGUCCUUCAGGUCAAGAUGAUAAGGUUGCAGAGACUAAUGUAAGAGAUUCUACCAAUAGGCCACAGAUGAAUUCUCAUAAUCUAGAAAAUGCUGCUGAAUCUGAAGAACACGAUACUUCAAAAGGUUCCAACGUGGACGUUAUGCAAAAUGUUCCUACUCUAGAUUUUGACAUUCCUAUCUUAGAAGUGAAGUUCACAGCCAAUGAAGACGGUGAUACAAAGUUCUCACUAGUAGAUCUUUUAGGUGACACGACUGAUGUUAAUGUUGAAGCUCAUUGUGUUGAUGAAAGCACUGAUGAUGUUGUCACUAGUGAGGGAACCGCAUUCACUGUUAUGGGUGAUGAUGGUAAACCUCUGGUGGAUUUUGGAAUUUAUGCUGCAGAUACAUUCACUAAUUUGGAAGAACACGAUAAUCCGAGUAUAUCCAGUCAGCAGGAGGUAUUCAUCGGUCUCAUCUGAGACUCCUACCUUUUGAUUUGAAGUGUAUAUAGAACUGGUUUAUCACUGAUUUUUCUCUUUUUAGUAUAGUAUUCAAGUUGAAUAUUAUUUUGUUUCCUCUAGUGUGUAUUAAGCUCAUAAAUCUCCGUAAUUCCUGACGAUUGCCAUAUCUUGUUCCUGCUUAA